Molecule: messenger RNA, 6275 nt
Organism: Salarias fasciatus (jewelled blenny)
Lineage: Eukaryota; Metazoa; Chordata; Actinopteri; Blenniiformes; Blenniidae
Gene: ctnnd2b
Product: catenin (cadherin-associated protein), delta 2b
Exons: 24
Coding region: 6-3641 (1211 amino acids)
Biological process (GO): dendritic spine morphogenesis; cell-cell adhesion
Cellular component (GO): nucleus; plasma membrane; adherens junction
Molecular function (GO): protein binding
Source: RefSeq, a predicted model, not a curated record
GAGGUAUGCCAGUGCCUGAGGUGGCGUCUGACACUGCCAGUGCUGCCACCAUGUUGAGCCCCGUCCUCAACGCCUCCAACGGAGACGGCUCAGAGUCUGAAACCACCUCCGCCAUCCUCGCGUCCGUCAAGGAGCAGGAGUUGCAGUUUGAACGUCUGACCAGAGAGCUGGAAGUCGAACGACAGAUUGUUGCCAGUCAGCUGGAGAGAUGCAAGCUUGGCUCUGAAACUGGAAGCAUGACUAGCAUCAGUUCUGCAGAUGAGAAGUUUCGCUGGAACAACCAAGAUGGACAGAAGGACAUCGAGGAGGAGCUGACGACAGGCCUGGAGCUGGUCGACUCAUGCAUCCGAUCACUUCAGGAAUCGGGCAUCUUGGACUCACAGGACACUUCUACAGGCGACAGACAAGGACUCCUUUCCCAGAGCGCAUUGCAGCUCAACAACCAGGAUGCCUACGCCGCCGCCGGUUAUCACAGUAACCAGGGGCUUGCACUGGGGGAAUCAGGCCGAGGUGGGGCGGUUCACAGCUACAACCAGGUGACGUCCAGCCGAGCGGCUGCCCAGUUAGCGGGCACGGAUUCUCCCUCGCAGUCCCAGAGAGACUCGUUUGCCCAGCAGGCCCUUGGCGGCGCCUUCCAGAUGCCCGCCGAGGGCGGGCCCGCCCCCGUCGGACCUUCCAUGUAUUACUCCUGUGCCACUUUGCCAGCUCAGCGUGUGAGCUCCCCUCUGCAGGCAGUGGGAUCCCCGACCAAGCUGCAGCGCCUGGGCUCGGCCGCCGCCGACAUGCCCAGCUACGCCACGCUACAGAGGGUGUCCUCGCCCAAACAGUCCCCCAGCCGGCUCGCCAAAUCCUACAGCACCUCGUCGCCGAUCAAUAUGGUGGCUUCAGGUGCCGCCGGGUCCUCCUCGCCCCUCCCCAUGGCGGCCUCCCCGGGGGGGAACCACACCUCGUCGCCCAUCCACCAGCUCAGCUCGGCGGUGGGGAGCUACGCCACGCUGUCGCCCACCAAGCGAAUGCUCCAUCACAUCGGCGCAGACGGCUACAAGAUUUCCCACGAGCUGUACGCCAACGCCACCCUGCAAAGGCCUGGUAGCCUGGCAGGUAGAGGCUCGAGAGGCUCCUACAGCAGCCAGCACAGUCACCUGGGCUCCGAGCUGCGGCCCCUGCAGUCCCCUGAACACCACAUCGACCCCAUCUACGAAGACAGAGUCUACACCAAGCCAAACCUUCGAGGACAAGCCCCGCCCUCCCCUGGUGUCGACCCAAUCCCCUUGCAGCGAACGGGAAGCCAGAGUGCCGCCGCCACCUUCCAGAGGGGCAGCUUUGCCACGGGAGGCGGGGCGGCCGACUACGCCAACCCGUACCGCACCCUGCAGUUCUGCCCGUCCACCGAGUCGCCUUACAGCAAGUCGGGCCCCGCCCUCCCCCCCGAGGCCGCCCUGGGCCGGUCCCCGUCGGUGGACAGCAUCCAGAAGGAUCCCAGGUUCGACCCCGAAUUCCUUGUGUGGAAUCAAAAUCAAGCCGAGCAAAGAAUGACAAAGGAGUUUGGCUGGCGGGAUCCAGAGCUGCCAGAGGUGAUCCAGAUGUUGCAGCAUCAGUUCCCAUCGGUCCAGUCCAACGCCGCUGCCUACCUCCAGCACCUGUGCUUUGGAGACAACAAGAUCAAGUCUGAGAUACGGCGGCAGGGGGGCAUCCAGCUCCUGGUGGACCUCCUGGACCACCGGAUGACCGACGUGCACCGCAGCGCCUGCGGAGCCCUGAGGAACCUGGUGUACGGCAAAGCCAACGACGACAACAAGAUCGCCCUGAAGAACUGCGGAGGCAUCCCUGCUCUGGUCCGGCUGCUCCGGAAGACCACAGACGUGGAGAUCCGAGAGCUGCUCACAGGUGUUUUGUGGAACCUGUCGUCGUGCGACGCCCUGAAGAUGCCCAUCAUCCAGGACGCCCUGGCCGUGCUGACCAACGCCGUGAUCAUCCCCCACUCGGGCUGGGACACCUCCCCGCACACACAGGAGGACCGCAAGCUGCACCUACACUCAUCGCAGGUCCUCCGCAACGCCACGGGCUGCCUCCGGAACGUGAGUUCUGCAGGUGAGGAAGCCCGGAGGAGAAUGAGGGAGUGUGAAGGUUUGACAGACGCUCUUCUGUACGUCAUCCAGACCGCUCUGGGGAGCAGUGAGAUUGACAGCAAGACUGUGGAGAACUGCGUGUGCAUCCUGAGGAACCUGUCCUACCGCCUGGCUGCAGAGACGUCUCACAGCCAGCAGGGGGGGUCGGAGGAGCUGGACGGGUUGUUGUGUGACACGGGCGGAAAGGACGCGGAGAGUUCUGGGUGCUGGGGCAAGAAGAAGAAGAAAAAGAAGGGUCAUGACCAGUGGGACGGCGUCGGCCCGUUUCCAGACUUGGCGGAGCCCCCGAAGGGCAUCCAGAUGUUAUGGCACCCCACCAUCGUCAAGCCCUACCUCACCCUGCUGUCUGAGUGCUCCAACCCAGACACCCUGGAGGGAGCAGCUGGGGCCCUGCAGAACCUGGCUGCUGGCAGCUGGAAGUGGUCUGUUUACAUCCGAGCCGCGGUGCGUAAAGAGAAGGGCCUCCCCAUCCUGGUGGAGCUGCUGAGGAUAGACAAUGACCGGGUGGUCUGUGCCGUGGCGACCGCCCUCAGAAAUAUGGCCCUGGACAUCAGGAACAAGGAGCUGAUUGGUAAAUACGCCAUGAGGGACCUGGUGCACCGCUUGCCUGGAGGCAGCAACAACAACAACAGCACCGGAGGAGGAGGAGGAGGAGGGGGCGGCGCCAACGGCGGCGGCCUGGUGGGGAAGACCAUGUCGGACGACACCAUCACGGCGAUCUGCUGCGCCCUGCACGAGGUCAUCACCAAGAACAUGGAGAACACCAAGGCCCUGAGGGACGCCGGCGGCAUCGAGAAGCUCAUCGGCAUCGCCCGGAGCAAGGGAGACAAACAUAGUCCUAAAGUGGUGAAAGCAGCCUCUCAAGUCCUGAACAGCAUGUGGCAGUACAGAGACCUCCGCAGCCUCUACAAGAAGGACGGCUAUUCUCAGUACCAUUUCGUCGGCUCUUCCUCCACGAUAGAGCGAGACAGACAGCGACCUUACUCUUCCUCUCGCACUCCGUCCAUCUCGCCCGUGCGGACCUCUCCCAACAAUCGAUCAGCGAGUGCUCCCGCGUCCCCACGGGAGAUGAUGGCGCUGAAGGAGAGGAAAGCAGACUACGAGUCGACUGGCAAUGCCAGUUACCAUGGCAACAAGGGCGAGCACACAUCCCGGAAGGACGCGAUGACGGGUCAGAUCACUGGUGGGUCUUCCACACUACAUAGAGGAGCGUACGUGUCCCCGACAGAUGACCUGAAGUAUAAUCAGAUCUCUUCUCAAGGCUUGCCAUCAGAACCUUAUCCCCCUUUCCAAAACCCCCCUCCGCCCGAUAAUGGAAACUACGAGGACCAGGCGUUUUACGAGAACCAGCUCCAUCCGGGAGGACGUCCUCCACAGGGGGACCUCAACAUGCACCUGCAGGGCCUCAAGUCCACAGGCAACUAUGUAGACUUCUACUCAGCCUCACGGCCCUACAGUGAGCUGAACUAUGAGACCAGCCACUAUCCAGCCUCGCCGGACUCCUGGGUCUGAGAGGAGAUGAGGGUGGAGGAGGAGGAGGAGGAGAGGGUGAGGAUGGAUGAAGAGGGACAAACGGUAAAAGUGUAGUUUAAGAAAAGACUUGUUUCCCUCCCGUCCCAUCCUCCUCUGUAGUUCCUGAGUAGCAUCUUAGAUAGCAGGACAAAGGAGGGGAGGAUGGUGUGUGCGACAGAAGAUCCGAGGCGUUUACGCUCCUUCCAAAGACACCGGAGGGGGAGAGGCGAGAGGGGAGCAGCGAGGACCGGGAGCAAACGGAGGAGCGGCCGCGCAUGUGCAUGCACACCACCAACCAAACCGACGGACACAUUUCCUUUCUGUGUUUAGUUUGUGAUCAACAACUGGUAGCGAAGGUUCAGCAGGCCUCCGGAUGCGGAAUGUAAAAGAGACGGACGUGGGGACAGACUGAGAGACGGAGCACGGAGGAAAGGCUUGAGGUCAAAAGUUGGGAAAUUACGUAAUGAGGCGAUGAAGGACAAUGAAAGAGGAAAAUAGAUCAGCCGACUUGCAGAUGGGAGGUUAUGCAAUGUGGGGGAAACUGGUGAGAAUCCUGUAAAUAUGUGGCAUAGCAACGUGGCUUUUAGUAACAUGAAGCACAAGAAGCAGAGCUGUAGGACAUGUAGGACGUCUGUCACAAAAACUUCUGUUUCUCUCUGACUUUGGCGUGAUGUAUCCUCCUCUGGGCAAAGAAUGCUUCUGGACUUUGGUCAUUUGUAACAGGUUUAUUUUGUCUGUUUGUUUGUUUGUUUUUUUUUUCUUUUCGUUUGUGUUUCUACUUUUUUAAUUCCGGUUGUAUAGUAUUUGAUGUACAUUUACUGAGAUGCAUUGUGUACUGUACAUUGCACUAUUUUCUGUGUCAUGUCAGGCCUUUCGCCGCUGGGUCAGCCUCACCUGCUCACUAACUAACCCCUCUGAAACCAUUACACACAGAUACACACACACACACACACACGACAGCCGCUUUUCCAAACAUAAACCACGGAUGUAUUGAUAAUGUGAAACACUGGAUUUGAAAAGCUCGGUGACGGCGCUCCUCUCACUGCCCUACAGAUUAGCCGAAGACAGUUUUUUUUUUCUCUCUUUUCUUUCAAUUCGAGCUUUGAUGGCUUUUUAUUUCCACAUUACUGUCACAAAUCUCCUGUUUUCAUUCCCAUUUCCUUGAGUGACCGUUGCUCAUUGUGUAUAUAACCGUGCCAAACAGGGGUGUACUUUCGGGGUCAAGGUGUGUCAAAGGGUCCAAGUUGAGCUGAACGUUUUCAGCUGAACAGCCUCACCGUCGUUCUAACAAUGCCAGUUUGUAAAUGCUUUGGUUUUUCUAAACUGUGUUUUACCUGCGACGAAAACUGUCUCCACUGCGCCGAGACCGGAGAGAAAAACCCACAAAAAAAAAAAAAAAGAAAAAAGAGAAACGAGCGGAGGGAACCGUGACGGGGCGGAGCCUCACUUCCUCCAAAGUUGUACAAAAUUAGUUUAUUUCUGUGUUGUAAAAUAAUCAAUGUUUGAGAAAAAAAAAACAACAACUUUUCUGAGAGAUGGGUGGCAGUUCUAACUUCAUGCUAGACAAAACUGUUAAUAGAGUACGGAUAUAUAUUAUAUAAAUAUAAAUAUAUACUUUUUAUGUGCAGAUGUGGAUGUCACUUAUAGCAGCAACAUUAUGAGAAAAAAAAAACUUGUUUAAAAAAAGAAAAACAGCUACGUGUAGGAAUUUCGUUUCACAUUUUACUUUCUGGUCAACACACUAAAUUGUCGACUUUGUGUAGUAAUGUUGUUGCUAUGUGGAGUAGAGUAGACCAGGGCCCAGGGAUCCACGUUGUCACUGAAGAGCUUCAAAAAGGUGCUACAUCCGUUAGAAGUAUUUCCAACAUGUCUGUAUUUUAUCUGUGCACAAAAUGUUUCCUUUCCACACACUUACUCUCACACACACACACACACCCUCUCUCUAAAACAUAUUGCUGCAUUAAUAACAAAUGGAUUUUCAGGCCUGAGUUCACCGUGCAUGAACCAGACACACACACACACACACACACAUCAACACACUUCGCCUCUGAUCGACUGGUCUCAUUGUCCUUAAAUGGGAAAACCUGCGCCCAUGAAUGCGUGAGAACCGUGUGGUCAAUCUGAAAUGUUUUAUUAACUUUUUUUUCUUUUCUUUUUCAAAGCGAGGAAGGCUGAAAUUGUCAAAUGUGACAACUGACCCUGGCUCUCCCUCCCCACUGCUCUUUAGAAGUCUUAGAGGUCAUCUUCCAUUGCUUGAAAAACGAUUCAUGAUGCAACUCUCCCCCCGUCUUGCCCCCCCCCCACAACCACACACACACACACACACACACACACACACACACACACACACACACACACACACACACACACACCCUAAUACACACACACACACAAGCUAGACGGAUAACAGACGUACUGUAUUUGUUAUUAGGCAUCUGGAAACCGACAACGUUCUGUAUGUCCUUGUGAUCCUUAGGCAGAAAAAAACCUGACUAUAAGACCUGUGCGGAGAUAUAAACGUUGGUGACCUUUUUGUUGCUAGACCAAACGUGUUUUAAAAAGAAAAUUGUGAAUCUUUCUAUUGCCUCAAACAGAUUGCAACUGCUCCAAAAAUAUAAACGGAACAUCAAAGAA